Molecule: messenger RNA, 828 nt
Organism: Spathaspora passalidarum NRRL Y-27907
Lineage: Eukaryota; Fungi; Ascomycota; Pichiomycetes; Serinales; Debaryomycetaceae
Product: 1-(5-phosphoribosyl)-5- ((5-phosphoribosylamino)methylideneamino)imidazole-4-carboxamide isomerase
Exons: 1
Coding region: 1-828 (275 amino acids)
Biological process (GO): L-histidine biosynthetic process; L-tryptophan biosynthetic process
Cellular component (GO): cytoplasm
Molecular function (GO): 1-(5-phosphoribosyl)-5-[(5-phosphoribosylamino)methylideneamino]imidazole-4-carboxamide isomerase activity
Source: RefSeq, a predicted model, not a curated record
AUGACAAAAUUCAGAGGCUGCAUAGACAUUCAUUCCGGUCAAGUCAAGCAAAUCGUCGGAGGAACACUCACACAGGACGACACCACCCAUACAAACUCUACCACAACAAACUUUGUCCUGUCGUUUCCUUCAUCUCACUAUGCUGGUCUCUACCACGAUCACAACGUCACUGGAUGUCACGUUAUAAAGCUAGGAUCAAAUCCUGCCAAUGACGAAGCUGCGGAACUCGCAUUAAAGACCUGGCCUGGUGGGUUGCAAGUUGGUGGUGGGAUAAACUACGACAAUGCACUGGAAUGGUUGGACAAAGGUGCUUCCCAUGUCAUUGUCACUAGUUAUUUAUUUAGUAAAGUUGGCGAAGAUAUGGCUUUUGAUUGGGACAAGUUGAAGAAGGUGAGCGAAAAAGUGGGCAAAGAAAAUUUGAUUGUUGACUUGAGUUGCCGUACGGUAGUGAACCAAGGUGAAUCACAAUGGGUAGUGGCUAUGAAUAAAUGGCAGACACUCACCACUAGUGUAUUAUCAGAGACAUUCUUGAGUGAAGUAGGGGAAUAUUGCGACGAGUUUCUCAUACAUGCUGCCGAUGUAGAAGGACUCUGUCAAGGUAUUGACGAGACAUUGGUUGAGAAACUAGGUCAAUGGUGUCCCAGUGGAUUCGAAGGGAAAAUCGUAUAUGCUGGUGGUGCAAAGCUGGCCCAAGAUUUAGACGUAGUUAAACAAUUGAGUGGAGGUAAAGUUGAUUUGACUUAUGGUAGUGCAUUGGACAUCUUUGGGGGCAAGCUUGUAAAGUUUGAUGAUGUCGUUGCAUGGAACAAGAAUCAGAGUGCUACAUAG